CUCACUCCCUUACACUCAUUUGCUUCCUCCUCCUCCUCCUCCUCUGUAGGCUCUUCUUCUCCGACGACAUGAGCUGGUGGUGGGCCGGAGCCGUUGGCGCUGCCAAGAAAAAAUUAGUAGAAGACGAGGGGCCGCGAACACCGCAGAGCGUUGGGUUAGUGAUCGGCGUGACCGGAAUAGUCGGCAACAGCCUCGCCGAAAUCCUCCCCCUCUCCGACACCCCCGGCGGUCCAUGGAAGGUCUACGGCGUCGCCCGCCGCCCCCGCCCCAACUGGAACGCCGAUCACCCCGUCGAGUAUAUCCAGUGCGACGUCUCCGACGCCGACGACGCCAAGGGGAAGCUCUCGCCGUUGACCGACGUCACUCACAUCUUCUACGUCACCUGGACCAACCGAUCCACCGAGGCCGAGAAUUGCGAGGCCAACGCCGCCAUGCUCCGCAACGUCCUCGGCUCCGUGAUUCCGAACGCGCCCAAUCUGAAGCACAUAUGCCUCCAGACUGGAGCGAAGCACUACAUCGGGUCGUUCGAAUCGUGGGGGAAGAUCCAGCCGCACGAUUCGCCGUUCACGGAGGACCUGCCCCGGUUGGAUGUGCCGAAUUUCUACUACACGCAGGAGGAUCUGCUUUUCGAAGAGGUGGAGAAGAGAGAGGAGCUGACGUGGUCUGUGCACCGGCCGGACACCAUUUUCGGGUUUUCGCCUUAUAGCAUGAUGAACAUUGUGGGGAGUCUGUGUGUGUAUGCUGCUAUAUGCAAACACGAGGGUGUGCUGCUGAGGUUUCCCGGGACCAAAGCGGCGUGGAAUUGCUUGUCCACUGCUUCGGAUGCGGAUUUGAUAGCGGAGCAGCAUAUAUGGGCCGCGGUGGAUCCUUAUGCUCGAAAUGAGGCCUUUAAUAUCAACAAUGGGGAUGUUUUCAAGUGGAAGCAAUUCUGGAAGGUGUUGGCUGAGAAUUUCGGGAUAGAGGAGUUCGGGUUUGAGGAGGAGGGGGAGGUGGUGGGCUUGCAGAAGUUGAUGGAGGGGAAGAGUGGAGUGUGGGAAGAGAUAGUAAAGGAGAAUCAGCUGGUGCCGACAAAGCUGGAGGAGGUUGGGGUGUGGUGGUUUGUGGAUGCUGUGCUCAGUGGGGAAAGUAUGUUUGGUUGUAUGAACAAGAGUAAAGAACAUGGGUUUGUUGGGUUUAGGAACUCCAGGAACUCAUUGGUUACUUGGAUUGAUAAGAUGAAAGCUUACAAGAUUGUGCCCUGAUGGUGGUGGUUUUGGAAUGGAAGAUUGCUUGUUGUGUAAAGUACAAGUUUGUGCCUAUUGUUGUUACCAGUUUAAAAUAGAUUGCCAUUGAAGAAUUUUAUUGUGGUUUUGUUAGUCUGGUUCUAUGUGAAUUGAAGAUCAUUUGUUGUUUUAGCUACAUCAAAUUUUCCAGUUAAUUGAAAUUAUGUGAUUUACAUAUUAAACCUAAAUGUCAUCAGCUCCUGCCAUUUGUUG
Messenger RNA from Fragaria vesca subsp. vesca, 1475 nucleotides. Its product is annotated as 3-oxo-Delta(4,5)-steroid 5-beta-reductase-like. The coding region runs from base 69 to 1241 and encodes 390 amino acids. The transcript has 2 exons. The record is from RefSeq and is a predicted model, not a curated record. NCBI's taxonomy places the organism in Eukaryota, Viridiplantae, Streptophyta, Magnoliopsida, Rosales, Rosaceae.